AUGGCAGCUGUGACACCGACCCCGAGCCCUCGGUGCCCGCGCCGCGACGGAGGAAGGGCGCGUGCGGCGGCGUGUCCCGUGCCCGUGGCCCGGCUGUGCCAGCGUGCUGCGCCCGGCCUCGGCCUGCGGCGCCCCCUGCGCGCCCGGCACCUGCGGGCCGGCUCCGAGCGGCAGGGCGGUUUCUAUGUCACGGAGCUGCGCCUGCCCCGGCAGGAGCCGCCGCCCCCGGAGCUGCCACCGCCCGCUGGCCCCGCGGCUGUCCCCGGGGCUGUCCCUGCUGUCCCUGCUGUCCCCGCGGCUGUCACCGGGGCUGUCCCUGCUGUCCCCACGGCUGUCACCACGGCUGUCCCUGCUGUCCCCAUGGCUGUCACCACGGCUAUCCCCACGGAUGUCCCCAUGGCUGUCCCUGCUGUCCCCACGGCUGUCACCACGGCUGUCCUCACGGAUGUCCCCAUGGCUGUCACCACGGCUAUCCCCACGGAUGUCCCCAUGGCUGUCCCUGCUGUCCCCACGGCUGUCCUCACGGAUGUCCCCAUGGCUGUCACCACGGCUGUCCCCACGGAUGUCCCCAUGGCUGUCCCUGCUGUCCCCACGGCUGUCCCCACGGCUGUCACCACGACUGUUCCCAGCGCUGUCCCCGGGGCUGUCCCUGCUGCCCCCGGUGUCACCACUGUCCCCGGAGCUGUCCCUGCUGUCCCCGGUGUCACCACUGUCCCCGGUGCCAGCAGGGCCGUGUCCUGCCCUGUCCCCGGUGUCACCCAGCCCAGCCCCAGGGCCGUGUCCUGCCCUGUCCCCGGUGCCAGCGGGGCCGUGUCCUGCCCUGUCCCCGGUGUCACCCAGCCCGGCCCCGGCGCCGUGUCCUGGCCUGUCCCCGCUGUCACCCAGCCCAGCCCCAGGGCCGUGUCCUGCCCUGUCCCCGGUGCCAGCAGGGCCGUGUCCUGCCCUGUCCCCGGUGUCACCCAGCCCAGCCCCAGGGCCGUGUCCUGCCCUGUCCCCGGUGCCAGCAGGGCCGUGUCCUGCCCUGUCCCCGGUGUCACCCAGCCCGGCCUGAGCCACUCGGCCCCGCCCGGCUCCUUGUGGCACAUCCAGGCCGACCACGCCUACCAGGCUCUGCCCUCCAUCCAGAUCCCGGUGUCCCCUCACAUCUUCACCAGCAUCAGCUGGGCCGCUGCCACCUCGCCCCUGCCACCGGCUCGGAGCCGCUCCCUCAGCCUCAGCGACCCUCAGCCCCCUCAGCCGCCACCAUUGCUGCAGCCCCAGCUCCUCGUGGCCUCCCCGCCCCGCGCCUCCCUCGCCACCAGAAAAAUCCGCGGCGAGGCCAAGAAAUGCCGCAAGGUUUACGGCAUCGAGCACCGGGAGCAGUGGUGCACGGCGUGCCGCUGGAAAAAGGCCUGCCAGCGCUUCCUGGACUGAAUUCCCACCUGGAAUUCCCUCAGGAAUUUGGAA
Messenger RNA from Camarhynchus parvulus, 1446 nucleotides. It is a transcript of the gene ZNF395, whose product is annotated as zinc finger protein 395. Gene Ontology annotation, molecular function: RNA polymerase II cis-regulatory region sequence-specific DNA binding; DNA-binding transcription factor activity. NCBI's taxonomy places the organism in Eukaryota, Metazoa, Chordata, Aves, Passeriformes, Thraupidae. The transcript is spliced from 6 exons. The record is from RefSeq and is a predicted model, not a curated record. Gene Ontology annotation, biological process: regulation of transcription by RNA polymerase II. Bases 1 to 1413 code for a protein of 470 amino acids. Gene Ontology annotation, cellular component: nucleus.